AUUUUAUAUAAUAUUUCCAUUGCAGAGAAGGACGUUUUAUACAUUCAUCAAAUAAACACGUGAGGACUUUAAGUGAGCAGCAGCAGUUUAAUACAAAGUCUAAAUUUAGCAUAAAUAAUAAAUAAUAACUCAUAAUGCUCUCUUUUGGGUGGAGUUGUAAAAAAAAAACUUAACCCGAAGGGAGCACGUGACAUCAGCUCUGUGCUCUUGAUUCGUCCAGCCCCCUGUCAAUCAUUCGUCAGAGGGCGUGUCCAGACGUGAGUUCGUGGCUGACGGAGAGUCCCUACUGUAACGAAAGGAGAGACAGCUGCUAACGAGGGAAAAUGUCCGCGGUGCCCGAUGGGAAGAAGCUCGUCCGGAGCCCCAGCGGUCUCCGUAUGGUGCCUGAGAACGGAGCCUUCAACAGCCCGUUCUCCCUGGACGAGCCGCAGUGGGUCCCGGAUAAAGAGUGCCCGAGGUGUAUGCAGUGUGACACCAAGUUCGACUUCAUCAGAAGAAAGCAUCACUGCCGGCGGUGCGGCCGGUGUUUCUGUGAUAAGUGCUGCAGUAAGAAGGUGGCGCUGCCUCGCAUGUGUUUCGUGGAUCCGGUGCGUCAGUGUGCCGAGUGCAGCCUGGCCUCCCAGAAAGAGACCGAGUUCUACGACAAGCAGAUCAAAGUGCUCCUGGGAGGAGGAACCUUCGUCGUCACUUUGGGAGCGUCGGAGAAGUCUGAAACCAUGACGUGUCGCCUCUCCAACAACCACAGGUAUCUGUUCCUGGACGGUGAAAGUCACUUCGAGGUGGAGUUGUCUCGGAUCUCCAGCAUGCAGAUUUUGACAGACGGGUCGAGUCCGGGAGAGAAUGACAUUCACACUUACACCAGUCUGCUGGACACUCAGUAUAUCUCUGAAGGAGGGACGUCGCGCGCUAACGGCAUGCUGCUCCACUUCAAGCCAAUGGGCUCCCAGGACGCCCAGCAGCUCCGCAUGGAGGCCGCAGACGACAAGAAGGCGGCCUCGUUCUGGUUGGCUGCGAUGCACAAGGCGGCUAAACUGCUGUAUGAAGCUCGGGACCAGUGACGUGCAGGCGGUCCACAAGACUUCCCUCUGGGCAGCAAACACCCGGUCCCACCGGGGGUUUGGCAUCGUUUGGGUUUUUAUUAACGCCAGUUCUGAUUCUGCUUAUCCGUCUGAUUCCUCAUCAGUUCCUUGAUACCAGUUCUUAUCAUGGUGAUAUAUAUACAGAAGGAAACACUUUAUUACCUCUAUAACCAGUACUUUGUACAUCUUGUUUUCCACAAAUAGGCUGAUACUUAUUAUUUUCUCGUCAUAUUUGACAGAGUCAGAGUUCUUUAUUCCCUUUUGAUUUAACACAUAAAUCAGGACAUGCAGCAUUAAUGUUUCUACAUAAAUAUGGAACAAACUUUUGUUCGCCACAUGAUCCUGUGAUACUGUUGAAUGUUUCACAGGAUAACAAAUGUUAAAUGUGUCGUUACACCUUUUCAUAACUUCACAGAGAUGCAGUAAAACUUCAGAUAGAGUCACAGUUGUUUUAAUCGUUUUAUAUGCUGCAGUUCUUUUGUGUCAUCUGGGAUUUUAUUUCCUAGAAGAGGUGAUGAGACACUUAACGGAUCCCUGUCGGGAUAUUUAUUUUUAUUUUACCGACUCUCCACAGAGGUCAGCUAAGCACCAAGUAGAGGCUGAUGGAUACCUGACGGUUGAGCCAGUUUGAACGCAGAUCUUCCAGAUGAAGAAUUGUCUCACGCAGGUUAAAGAACAAAGAGUUUACCAGGAAACAGACCAGAAAAGGGUGAGUUCUGAGCAGGAGUGAAAAGCAUUCUGGGAAAUGUAGGAUUCUCUAACUGAAGCAGAAGCCAGAAGAGGCAGGGUGAGGAAGAUUUCAUGAGAGAAUACGUCCUGAAAUGCAAAGAACAUCACAGAUUUAUCCACAAAAUAGUAGGAUUUGUCCGUUAAGAGACAGCAGAAAGUUCAGGUGACACGUUUCUGUAAACUGUUUUAUUAUGAACUCUCCUCUCUGCUACAACUACUCACAGAUUUAAAUCUUUGGGCCUCAGCAUCUGCGGAAACGACUAUUCACUGAUUCGAGUGAAGCUUAAACACAUAAAUAAAUGCUUUAAAUGUAGUUUCAUGUAUUGAAGUUUUGUAUGAGCUAUUUUGUCAACUAUUCCUACUUUUAACACGAGGUACGACGUACUCGCAUCGUUUUUACCGCUGACGCAUAGUUUUUGUAACAUUUGUAAACAGUAAUCCCUUUUGUCCCAAACAGAGUUUUUUCCUCUUUUUAUUUUUUUGUUAUUAUCGUCGUAACAGCCAGGAUGUGAAUUCAUCACCUUCCAUCAUGUUGAGUUGGGGGGUUUGUCAGUUUGGGAGCUAAGUUGUGCUUCAGAGAAACUUCAGUUCUGACUGAGACGGUGAAAAUGUUGAGAGAAAAAACCCCGAUAGACAUUUGACUCAUUCAUCGACACAUCGCUUUAUUUCACCCCCUCAAAAAAAUCUUUUGAAGUUUUGACAUUUAAUGUAGUAACAGUCUGUAAUUACCUCUCUGUCUGAUAAAUAGACUUUAUAGCGAGGCCAAGUCAAAUAAAAUAUUGUCUGCACAUCUCGGUUAAUAAGGUGGGACGCCGGACGAGGAGGGACUUCCUCUCUCUCUAUAGUAGAGCUCAUUAGCUCGUUCGUUUGUGGCGGAGUCCGCCAUUAGCUGUUUAACGUUAAAACUUUUCUGACUGCUGCUGCUUCACGUUAAAAGCAUUCAGCUGGUGAAACAUGGCGUCACUCUGUAACGGUGCUACACGAGAGGCACAAACAAAGUCAGAGUUCAACUUCUCACAAAAUGGAAAAUGCUGAAUGGACCUUUUAAGUCGACAUUUAAACAUUUCUUAACCCAAACUAUCAACUCAUGCAAGGUUGCUCUUUACGUUUUUAAACUGAAAACCUUUUUUUUUGUAAGAACAAUUUAGUGAAUUUUGAAUCACACUCAAGAUUUAGUUUUUUAACACGUUUAUAAUGUUGAAAAUAUGCUUAAGCAUGAAGUGUGUUUGUAUUGAGAUCAAUAUUGUAAGAACUAAGUGUCGUAACACAAAACAUCUUAACUCUGCAUCCUCUUACUAGAUUUUUUCGGGCCGAGGAAGACCGUGAGAUGUGGAUGAAAGCUCCUGAAAAAAAGCUAAUAAGACUUUUUUUUUUGUUUUUUGGUCAAAAACAGUUAACACUUAAAUUUUAAAUGCACGGUUGCAUUUCAGUUGCUAACACUAUGUGAUGUAUUUUACUAAGAUUACCAAGUAUCAUCUUGCUGCCGUUCGUGUGUCUUCCCUGUUUUUCUCUAUAAACUUGAAGAAACAACUUAAAAGUAGUUUAAUGAAGAACAGAAUUGGAUUUGUUGGCAUUUUACCUUUUUUGUGUCAUUGACAACCAAUUAAACAACAUUCAGCACCUCCACUUUGUAACAUAAAGUUUAUUUUUAUACGCUGCUCACCUAAGAAAUAAAAUCACUAGUUGUCCUUUAGUUUGAGGCUGUGUGAGGUUUUUCUUGAUGGUUAUCCAGUUGAGUCAUUAUAGAGCUGUUUGUUAUGUGAUGACUGCACAGUUGGGAACACAAAUGAUCAUAUUGUCCUCUGUAACUGAAGUCUAAAGUAAUCCUCUUCUUUAAUUCCUCCGUUUGUCUUCUGGCUGCCUGCUGCACAGUUUAUCUAGUACUAAUGAGACGCAUCAUCGUUCAGGUUUUAACAUCUAAAUCCGGUGAUAUUGGCAGUUUUGUUAAUUUAACAUUUUUUAAAUUUGCCCCUUUUCAAUCACAAUCACAAAAACACACAAGCUUAGAUGGAUUUCUACAGUUUAAUUCAAUAUAAUUACUUUUUUUACUUCCAUUUAAAGCACAUUUGCGCAGUACAGCUCAAAACAUCUCAAGUCACUGUUAUGCCAACAUGUGUAGUUAUUUAUUAGUAAUAGCUCAUAACCUGAAUGAAUCUGAGACUCGUCGAUAUGAUCAUACUGUGACGUUCUCUGUGCAGCUCUCAGAAUGUCCUCAGUUAUGAGUGGAUGAAGAGUUUUGGACUCAGCCGGUGUUUGUACCUGCACUUUAAAGCCCAACCUGAUUACUGUGCUUUUAAUCCCAGCGCUUCAUUUAUUACAACGCUUCCGCACACUUUGUUGGAUUAUUCUCUUGGGAAUAAAAAUCAAGUGUUUGUACA
Molecule: messenger RNA, 4186 nt
Organism: Anarrhichthys ocellatus (wolf-eel)
Lineage: Eukaryota; Metazoa; Chordata; Actinopteri; Perciformes; Anarhichadidae
Gene: zfyve21
Product: zinc finger, FYVE domain containing 21
Exons: 8
Coding region: 324-1058 (244 amino acids)
Molecular function (GO): metal ion binding
Source: RefSeq, a predicted model, not a curated record